AUGAAUAUUACUGGGUUUAACCAAACUGAUGGGUGUCUUCCUUAUGUCUGUUCAGAGAGAUCUGUAUCUACUGCAGUUUAUGUGUUACUGUAUAUCUGUGCAGCUGCUGUAGUUCUGCUAACAGUGUUUGGAAAUCUGCUCAUCAUUAUCUCUGUUUGUCACUUUAAGCAGCUCCACACUCCAACUAACAUGCUCAUCCUCUCUCUGGCUGUAUCAGACUUUCUGGUUGGAUCUUUUGUGAUGCCGAUGUUAUUAAUCUGGACGAUUGAAUCGUGUUGGAUUUUUAAGAGAGUUUAUUGUAUUUUUUUUCUUCUGACGUCCUACUUUUUUACAAGCACAUCCAUUUAUAGCAUCGCUCUGAUUGCUGCUGAUCGUUACUUUGCUCUUUCUAAUCCAUUUAUUUACACUGAAUCAGUUUCUGUGAACACAAUGUGUGUUGUGGUUUUAUGUAGCUGGUUUAUAUUGCUGGUAUAUAUUUUAGCACUCUUAUACUUCAAUAUACCAGUUGUAAAAUUAUUGAUGUGUCCUGGAGACUGCUUUUUAUUAUUAGAUGAGAUCUGGUCUCUAGUUGACCUUGUGGUAACAUUUGUCUUUCCUUUUACUGUUAUAAUUGUACUGUAUGUUCUCAUUUUUAUUAUUGCCAAAAAACAUGCCACUGCUAUCAGAGAGCUUAAUGCUCAAACACGGACUCAGACAUCAGGAAAUACAUCAGAGUCAGUAUCAGAGAGAAAAGCAGCGAGAGCUGUUACUACUUUAAUAUUUGUGUUUAUGGCUUGUUUAUUUCCUUAUUUUGUUUACACAUUGUUAGGAGAUUCUGUUGCAUUUGAAUCACUUCAAGAUGUCACAAUCUUUCUUUAUAUUAAUUCUGCUAUUAAUCCUGUUGUUUACGCUUUGUUUUAUCCAUGGUUUAGGAAGUGUGUUAAAUUAACUUUAACACUACAAAUAUUGAAAACAGAUUCUGCACUGAUGAAUGUGCUUUCAUGAAAAGAAAUGGGUGUUUAUA
Messenger RNA from Astyanax mexicanus (Mexican tetra), 1003 nucleotides. Its product is annotated as trace amine-associated receptor 6-like. Gene Ontology annotation, cellular component: membrane. Gene Ontology annotation, biological process: G protein-coupled receptor signaling pathway. The record is from RefSeq and is a predicted model, not a curated record. Bases 1 to 984 code for a protein of 327 amino acids. Lineage: Eukaryota; Metazoa; Chordata; Actinopteri; Characiformes; Acestrorhamphidae. The transcript has a single exon. Gene Ontology annotation, molecular function: trace-amine receptor activity.